Messenger RNA from Danaus plexippus (monarch butterfly), 523 nucleotides. It is a transcript of the gene RpL31, whose product is annotated as large ribosomal subunit protein eL31. The transcript has 3 exons. Gene Ontology annotation, molecular function: structural constituent of ribosome. Gene Ontology annotation, cellular component: ribosome; cytosolic large ribosomal subunit. The record is from RefSeq and is a predicted model, not a curated record. Bases 132 to 506 code for a protein of 124 amino acids. Gene Ontology annotation, biological process: cytoplasmic translation. NCBI's taxonomy places the organism in Eukaryota, Metazoa, Arthropoda, Insecta, Lepidoptera, Nymphalidae.
UUAAAAAGGAAAUUAAAAUAAAAACCCACUUAAUUAAUUUUAUUGGUAGCUUUUUAGACAGUAAAAAUUGACAGUUGACAUAUGACAAGCGACAACUCUUUUUGAUUCGGCAAGUGUUAGCUGAGAUCGCAAUGGCUAAACCUAAAGGAGAGAGAAAAGGUAAAUCCGCGAUCAAUGAAGUCGUGACGCGGGAAUACACUGUUAAUUUACACAAACGGCUACAUGGAGUUGGUUUUAAGAAACGCGCUCCCCGUGCUAUCAAGGAAAUCCGUAAAUUCGCCGAAAAACAAAUGGGUACCCCAGACGUUCGUGUUGACACCAGGUUAAACAAAUUCCUGUGGUCCAAAGGUGUAAGGAAUGUUCCCUUCAGAGUGCGUGUAAGGCUCUCCCGCAGACGUAAUGACGAUGAGGACUCGGCACACAAACUGUUCACCCUAGUGACAUAUGUACCCGUUGCAUCCAUCAAGGGCUUGCAAACUGAGAAUGUUGAUGCUAGCCAAGAAUAAACAUUAAGUUAAGCUUA